This is a messenger RNA of Adineta steineri, 2175 nucleotides long. NCBI's taxonomy places the organism in Eukaryota, Metazoa, Rotifera, Eurotatoria, Adinetida, Adinetidae. The record is from the annotation of a GenBank genome assembly.
AUGGUGCAAAAAUAUCAAUCACCGGUACGUGUUUAUCGUUAUCCAUUUGAACUCGUUAUGGCUGCAUAUGAAAAACGUUUUCCAACAUGUCCAAUGAUACCUGUUUUUCUUGGAUCUGACAUAACAUCAGAAUUUCAUAGUGAAGAUGGAGCUGAAGAUAUAAUUGAACGACGUUGUCGAUUAAAUAUAGAUGCACCAUAUUUACUUAAAAAGAUUGUCAAUGUUGAUCAUGUGAUAUUUCUUCAAAAAAAUCAUCUAGAUCGUCGACAACGUACAUUACGUAUUGAUGCAUGCAAUGAAAGUUUUUCAUCACGUUUAACCAUAAAAGAAUUUUGUCAUUAUUAUGUUCAUCCUGAUAAUAAUUUAUGGACUUGUUUCGAACAAAGUGCAUUUCUUGAUAUAAAAUCAUUUUUUGGUUUUGAAGCAAGUGUUGAAAAAAUAGCGAUGAAACAAUACUCAGCUAAUUUAGCGAAGGGAAAAGAAAUUAUUGAAUAUUAUAUAAAUGAAUUAAUGAAUGAUGGUAUAACAAGUGUUCCUAUAUGGACAGAACCAUUAUCAGCAACACCAAAAAAUUCCACACAAGAUAAUACAAAUUCUCUUAGUGAAGAUCCAUCAUUAAUAGCUGCACGUCGAAGAUUAUCAUCACAAGAUGCAUCAAAUAUAUUUACAUCUUCAUCCCCACCAAAAGCAUCGGCAUUAGGUGCAACAGCAGCAGCAAAUUUUUCUGCUCUAUCUGAUGAACUUGAAACAUUUCAAAUAGAUGAAAAUUUACAAGAAAGACAAACUGUUGGAAAUAUUGAUGAUGAAUAUAUACGUCGUUAUGUUGGACAAUUAGAUCCAUUUGAAGAAAGUUGUCUUGUACAACUUCGAAAAUGGGUUGCAGAAACACAUAAAGGAAAAUUACCAAAUGAUUCUCAUCUCUUACGAUUUCUUCGUGCUCGAAGAUUUGAUAUUGAAAAAGCACGAGAAAGUGUUUGUCAUUCAUUAGCUUGGCGUAAAAAAAAUUCUAUUGAUCGUUUAUUGAUGGAUUAUGAAACUCCGGAAAUAAUUCAACGGUAUUUUCCCGGUGCUUGGGGUGGAAAUGAUCGUGAUGGUCGACCAAUCUAUAUUUUACGAAUCGGAGAUAUUGAUGUUCGAGGUAUUAUGAAAGCAGUACAUGGUGAAGAUGUAUGGAUUAGACAUGUCCUAUAUCUUGUGGAACAGGGUUUAAAUAAAUGUGAAGAGAAUACCAAAAUAUUUGGUAAACCAAUCAGUUCUGUAUGUGUUAUACUUGAUUUCGAGAAUUUUAGUGUUAAACAUCUUUAUCGACCUGUUUUUCGAGUUAUAUCACAAAUAACUGAUACUGUUGAAGCUAAUUAUCCUGAAACACUCGGACGAUUAUUUUUAACACGUUGUCCUCGACUUAUACCAGUUCUAUGGACAAUAAUCAAUACAUUUGUUGAAGAACAAACAAGAGCAAAAUUUGCUAUACUUAAAACUGACGAGCUUAAUGAAUAUGUUGAUGAAAUAAACAUUCCUGAUUUUCUUGGUGGUCAAAUGCCUUUUCAAGGGUCAUCAGGUGGAACAGUUCCACGUUCACUUUAUCUCCAUGAAGAUGAACAUGAUAAAACUGAUGGUGAAAGUUCAUUAUUUGGUGAUAAUGCUUAUAAAGUUGUUUCAAUAAAAGAAAACUGCGCACAUGAGAUUCUUAUACCAGUAUCACAAAAAGGUGAAAGAAUUUGGUAUGAUUUUGAUCUAUUAAAAUCUGAAUGUACAUUUACAAUUUAUCGUCUGGGAAAAAUCAAAACUAGUGAACAUAAUGAUAAUGAAGAUAAUUUACGUCCAUCAUCACCUACACAAAAAUUAAAUUCAACAUUACAUGCAACAACAAUUUAUGAUAAACCAUUAAUUGAAUCUACAACAGAUGAUAUUGUACGUUUAACUCAACCAUGUAUUUAUCAUGAUGGAGAUUCAGUACAACAAACAUUUGUUUGUCAACAACCAGGAAAUUAUGUUUUACAAUGGCGUCAUUCAACAAGUCAUCAUACAGCAAGUCCAUUUGAUUUUAUUAGUGGAAGUCAUAAAACAAAAAUCAUGUAUCAUUAUGAACGGCAAUCACCUGCUAGAUUAUCAACUGAUAUAUCAUCAAACGGAUAUUUCAAUAAUGAACAGCGAACAACAUUGACUUCAUCUUAA